CAGCGCGGAGAGGGAGUUCAUACGCGGGGAGGGGUGGAGGCGCACGGCACGACUGCUGCCCGAUUUGAACAAUUAUCCCUGAUGAGCGCAGAUUGGUUUCACUUAACAGGCGCAGGUGCGGAGGAUUUGUGAUGCGGCGCAGCUGAGCGUUUUUCCAGGUUUGUGACUGAACACUGGCGCAUCUUAUGUUGAACGUUAACUCUUCAGCGGACAAGGACUUUAUUUUCCCCCCCUCCUUCGGGACAGGAUGCGUGCUACAAAAUGACAUUCCGUCCAGUCUGGCAGACUCGAGCCGAAUUCAGGAGCAUCGCUGAAUACAUUUUGGACCCACGCUGAUCAAAUUUGACCGCGCUGUCAUUGCCCUGUCCAGCCUAAAAGGCUCUUCGGAAGCUGCGGGGGAAGGAAAGGGAAAAAAAAAAAAAAAAAAAAAAACUAUUCGCUUCACUACUCUUAGGUCUGCGCACUUGGACGACUUGAAAUGAGGACCACAUCCCGGCUGUACUCCGUGUGAAGAGACAAGCCGGGCGGCAGCUUUCCCUUCGGCUCUCAAGGACGCGCCAGAAAAAAGUGGCCCCCGGCCGAGCGAGCUGCGGAGCAUGGAGCGGGACGACUCCGAAACCGUGUGCCCGUCCAAAAAGACGAUAAUCGCGAAGAUCUUCAAAGUUCGCAAGAGGAGGGAGAUGCUGUUCGUUCAGGUCUGCUUCAUCUGCAGUGUCCUCUUCGUGGCAUGGAGCAUGUCGGCACUGUUAACUAAGACAGGGCAUGGGAUGAUUGUGGAGGGACAUCCAGACCUUGAACACUGGGGUAGAAGACUAAUGGCUUCCAGAUCUGAAAAUGACACAGAACCAAAGAACUGUUCAGAGCCAGCAAUACACGAGUUCCCCGACGACCUUUUCACCAACGACGAACGAAAGAGUGGAGCCGUCCUGCUGCACAUCGCAGCGACUCUUUACAUGUUUCUGGCACUCGCCAUAAUUUGUGAUGAAUACUUCGUGACGUCACUGGAGAAGAUCUGUGAGAAACUAGACCUCAGUGAAGAUGUUGCUGGAGCUACCUUCAUGGCAGCUGGCAGUUCUGCGCCAGAGCUCUUUGCAUCUGUUAUCGGUGUCUUCAUCACCCAUGGAGACGUGGGGGUGGGGACCAUCGUCGGCUCAGCAGUUUUUAACAUCCUAUGCAUCAUCGGUGUGUGUGGAAUCUUCGCCGGACAGGUGGUGGUGCUGACCUGGUGGGCUGUUUUCAGGGACUCCUUCUACUACAUCCUAUCUGUUGUAGCUUUGAUUGCAUUCAUCUAUGACGAGAAGAUAGUUUGGUGGGAGAGUCUGGUGCUCGUCAUCAUGUAUGCAGGCUACAUCCUGAUCAUGAAAUUUAACUCCAGCAUGCAGCGGUUUUUCAUGGGGAAGUCUAACAAAAAUGUGGCCAAUGGUAACGCUGCAACCAGCAGCGAGAUGGAGGACGUCAAGCCGAGCAAGGCUUACAGCCGCGGCUCAGUGGUGAUGGUGGAUGAGAUGAUGAAUGCCAGCCCAUCAAAGUUCCGCUUUCCUGAGGCGGGACUCCGUGUCAUGGUCACCAGUCACUUCGGGCCCAAAACCCGCCUGCGCAUGGCCAGUCGGCUCAUCAUUACAGAGCGCCAGAAGUUGGUGCAGGCGUCCAAUGGUGUGGAGACGCAAGUGAUUGACGGGAAGGUGGAAAUCGAGAACGGAAACGUACCAGAGGACAAACCCAAGGAGGCAGAAGAAAAUGACACAAUUUCACCGUUUCAUAUUCCAAGGGGCAUGGGCAGCAAGAUCAAGUGGCUGAUCUCAUGGCCGCUGCUCCUGCUGCUGUUCUUCACUGUCCCGAACUGUGCCAAGCCUCGCUGGGAGAAAUGCUUCAUGGUCUCCUUCAUUCUGUCCACUGUCUGGAUUGCAGUCUUCUCGUACUUGAUGGUCUGGAUGGUCACUAUAAUCGGCUACACCUUGGGCAUCCCGGAUGUUAUCAUGGGCAUCACGUUCCUGGCUGCUGGCACGAGCGUUCCAGACUGCAUAGCCAGUCUCAUUGUGGCACGGCAAGGUUUGGGAGAUAUGGCAGUGUCUAAUACAAUUGGCAGUAAUGUCUUUGACAUCUUGGUGGGACUCGGAGUUCCCUGGGCGUUGCAGACGAUGUGUGUGAACUAUGGAUCAGAGGUGAUGAUCAACAGUCGGGGACUGGUGUAUUCAGUGGUACUUUUGCUGGGAUCUGUGGCACUCACGGUGUUGGGCAUCCACAUGAACAAGUGGCAGCUGGAUCUCAAGCUGGGCAUCUAUGUCCUUGUCUUGUAUGCCGUGUUCCUCUGCUUCUCAAUCCUGAUCGAGUACAACGUCUUCACCUUUGUCAACUUGCCCAUGUGCAUGGAGGAUUAGAGCGCAGCAGCAUGCAACGAUUACCAAAACCUCAAAAACCCACUUUGGCAACCUGUUUUUUUUUUUUUUUUUCAAUAAACUGGACCUAUCUGGCGACUUUGUUUCCCCCCCCCCCUUUGCUUGCAGUCUUUAUUUGUAAGUGUUGAAUAGAAAUCUAAUUUUCCUAUAAGGCAGUGCUUUGUAGCUGUGAACUGUCUCCAAAUUAUCCAGCCAUCGCACAGCACUGGUCCUUUUUGCUUAUUCUUCCAGGCAUUGCCGUCAGCGUCAUGGUUUCUCUGUACGCCUGCUAACUUUCCACCCAUCAAGCAUGCCUUUAGAUGUCGUGGACCUCCAGAAUCAGAAGUGCCCCUUUUUGAUUUCACCGUUCUCACUUUAGAGUUUUCAGAUCAGAACAAUCUGUUCCCACAUCGAGCACUUACUAAACCCAAACUUUAUUAAAUGUAAAGCCAUUCUUGAACGAUUCGUGAAAUUACUACGGUCAGGAUUUUUUCCCCCCCCUCAAACCAAGAAAAGAGGGAAGAAGGUCCUGCACUGGCAUCUCUCCUCCUUUAGCUCGGACCCCCCCCCCACCCCCAGCAUGGCUUUAGGCAACAGGGAGCUGAUGCUGUUAGUGCUUUACUCCACCCCAACCCUCGCCUGCGUUCCUAAUCUGCUUUCCUAAAGAUCUUUUUGUCAGGACACUUUAAUUCAACAUGUAUCGCAGUCCAGAUCUAGUGACUGUGAUGGUGUUAUGCAUCUGCACCAGUGCACAAUGUAAAUUUGUAAACACUUUUUUUGUAUUUAUUUUUUCAAAAAAGAGAAGGUUUUGUCUAGUUUGAAAUAUAGAAACGAGCUUGUUGCAAAUGUCAGACAUCGUUUCUUUCACUGAAAGCUAAUUGCACAUUGAAAAUGCUUUUCUUGCUCUGUGUUGAGACUGAAACCUCUGAUGUGAGGUGUAACCUGGCUGAUGACAGCCCAGCCUUUCUGUUUGUCCUUCUGCACAAAUCAAGAUUGGGAGGGGAAAAAAAAUCUCAAUCCGUCUGAUGCAUCUUUUAGUCUUCAUCAAAUGAUUCUCAUUCAAAGAUGGCUGCAGAAGGAUGGUAGUUGUGCUUGUUGCAGUGAUGCACUCUGGCCUGUAGGGGCCACUGCAGCCCCUCUAUUAGUCCAGAGCGGGCAAUCAGUUCCACCAGUUAUCAGGGAAACUAAGAUGGACAGCUCCUGGAGACGGAGAUGAUCUUGCUUUUCUUUUUUUUUCUUGCGUUGUAUGUAGAUAUUGCACUUUAACAGCCGUCCUCUCAUUCUGAAUCAACUAGUGCUUCCUUCUGUGCGUUUGUACUUUCAGUGUAUACAUGUCUGUGUGACUGUGUGUGUGAAAGGGAAACUGUGUGUGUGUGUACGUGCUCAUUCUGGGCUCGCGUCAACUUUCUCAAACUGACUGGAACCUCUAACAAUUUGAGCACACCUGUAUCUGUCUGCAGUGCAUGCUGGGACACGAAAACGAAGCUCCUCCACAGCACAGCAAAAGGUCGAGGGCUUCCGGGCAGUUUCUAUGGCUACUGCCUGGCCCACUUUACA
This is a messenger RNA of Poecilia latipinna (sailfin molly), 3932 nucleotides long. RefSeq names its product solute carrier family 24 member 4b (gene slc24a4b). The transcript has 17 exons. Gene Ontology annotation, biological process: calcium ion transmembrane transport; intracellular calcium ion homeostasis. The coding region runs from base 597 to 2378 and encodes 593 amino acids. NCBI's taxonomy places the organism in Eukaryota, Metazoa, Chordata, Actinopteri, Cyprinodontiformes, Poeciliidae. Gene Ontology annotation, molecular function: calcium channel activity; calcium, potassium:sodium antiporter activity. The record is from RefSeq and is a predicted model, not a curated record. Gene Ontology annotation, cellular component: plasma membrane.